Molecule: messenger RNA, 2405 nt
Organism: Callorhinus ursinus (northern fur seal)
Lineage: Eukaryota; Metazoa; Chordata; Mammalia; Carnivora; Otariidae
Product: flavin-containing monooxygenase 3
Molecular function (GO): NADP binding; flavin adenine dinucleotide binding; N,N-dimethylaniline monooxygenase activity
Source: RefSeq, a predicted model, not a curated record
AGUUCCUCCCAUUUUCCAAUAGUUUCCAUGAAGUGCUGGUUCAGGGAAAAUAUUUUUCUUUCCCAACUGCCCAAACGACUUGGACAGGACUUAAACAUACAGAAGGGAAGAUAAAGAAAAAGGCAACCAUGGGGAAGAGAGUAGCCAUCAUUGGAGCUGGCGUUAGUGGCUUGGCCUCCAUCAGAAGCUGUCUGGAAGAGGGGCUGGAGCCCACCUGCUUUGAGAGGAGUGAAGACAUUGGGGGCCUGUGGAAAUUCUCGGACCACACAGAGGAAGGCAGAGCUAGCAUUUACCAGUCUGUCUUUACCAACUCUUCCAAAGAGAUGAUGUGUUUCCCAGACUUCCCAUAUCCUGAUGACUUCCCCAACUUUAUGCACAACAGGAAGCUCCAGGAAUAUAUCACUGCAUUUUGCAAAGAAAAAAACCUCCUGAAAUACAUACAAUUUAAGACACUUGUAUCUGGUAUAAAUAAACGUCCCGAUUUCUCAAUCACCGGCCAAUGGGAUGUUACCACUGAAAGGAAUGGUAAAAAAGAAUCAGCUAUCUUUGAUGCUGUAUUGAUUUGUUCUGGACACCAUGUGUACCCCCACCUACCAAAAGAGUCCUUUCCAGGACUAAAACUUUUUAAAGGCAAAUGCUUUCACAGCCGAGAAUAUAAGGAACCAGGAGUAUUCAAGGGGAAGCGAGUCCUGGUGUUGGGCCUGGGGAAUUCAGGCUGUGAUAUUGCCACAGAACUCAGCCACACAGCUGAACAGGUCAUGAUUAGUUCCAGAAGUGGCUCCUGGGUGAUGAGCCGGGUCUGGGAUGAAGGCUAUCCAUGGGACAUGUUGUUUAUCACUCGAUUUGAAACCUUCCUCAAGAACAACUUGCCGACAGCCAUCUCUGACUGGUGGUACAUGAAGCAAAUGAAUGCAAGAUUCAAGCAUGAGAACUAUGGCUUGAUGCCUUUAAACAGAACCCUGAGGAAAGAACCUGUGUUUAAUGAUGAGCUCCCAGCUUGCAUUCUGUGUGGCAUUGUGUCCGUUAAGCCUAAUGUGAGAGAAUUCACUGAGACUUCAGCCAUUUUUGAGGAUGGGACGGUGUUUGAGGGCAUUGAUUGUGUCAUUUUUGCAACAGGCUAUAGUUACGACUACCCCUUCAUUGAUGAGUCCAUCAUUAAGAACAAAAACAAUGAGGUCACCUUGUUUAAAGGCAUUUUCCCUCCUAAACUGGAGAAACCAACCAUGGCAGUGAUUGGUUUUGUCCAGUCCCUUGGGGCUACCAUUCCCACAGUUGACCUGCAAGCCCGCUGGGCAGUACGAGUAAUAAAAGGAACUUGCACUUUGCCUUCUGUAACAGACAUGAUGGAUGAUAUUGAUAAAAAAAGGGGGAAAAAGCUCAAAUGGUUUGGCACCAGCGAGACUGUACAGACGGAUUAUAUUACUUAUAUGGAUGAACUUGCCUCCUUCAUUGGGGCAAAGCCCCACAUCCCAUGGCUGUUUCUCACAGAUCCCAAAUUGGCUGUGGAGGUUUUCUUUGGCCCUUGCAGCCCAUACCAGUUUAGGCUGGUAGGCCCAGGGAAGUGGCCAGGAGCCAGAAAUGCCAUCCUGACCCAGUGGGACCGGACCCUGAAACCCAUGAAGACAAGAGGUGUCGGGAAACCUCAGAAGCCUUGCUUGCUUUGCCGUUGGGUCAGGCUCUUCAUUCUCCCUGUUAUGUUCAUUGCUGUUUUCUUUGCAUUGAUCUAAUUAUCAUUCCCCCCAGGCUUCUGAAAGUUACUGACAAGAAGGAACUUUUCUAGUUAAAAAUUAAGAAUUUCACACCUCCUACUUUCUUAUUCAGCAGGCACUAGUCAGUAAAACUGUACUAUUUCCAGGCUUUUAAAUAAGCCUCUAUAAGAGUCAUGUGAUAAUCUAAAGGGAGCACUAAUUAUUUCUCUUUAGGUUUCCACUAACAUUUCAUCAUCAGAAUUAUGCUCUUCACCUCUAACCUCAACCAUCUCCCAAAACAUUUUGACGUGAUUCCUUUUCUCCUUCAAUCAAGGUUUGAAUUACAUACUUCAAUCUAAACAAAGAGCAAAUUCAGCGGAAUAGUUAUGAUAUUCUCCAGCCACCCCUGCAAACUAUUUGCAGGAGGAUCAAGUAGAGAAUUUGGCUAUUAAUUCUAUUUUUGUUUAUACCAAAUUCCCCAGGCAAUGCAUCCUGAUCCCUGGCCAAAAAUUAUAGCAUGGAGACCUGGUCUAUAAUGAAUCCUAACAAGAAGUAACUUAACAUAUCUAUAUUCUUAAUGAGGACACAAAUUUUCCAACAUGUAGCAGCAAAAUAAUAUCAACAACAAUGAGUAGAACACUAAAUAUACCUUUCUGCUGAAUGAAAUGUCUUAAAAAAAAUAAACAUUUAACCAAAGUCAUGACCAAAAUCAAAUGC